AUUAUUCUGAUUUACAAUCUUGUGCACAACAUCCACCUAGCAAAAAAAGGGAACAAUAGAAAUACGAAAAGAAAAAAAAAAGAAGAGAAUCUACUGCAAUGGAAGGGCUUUGGAUGACCAACCCCGUAAAACAAGGGCUACGCCAUUUGGUACGCCAUGAGACUUUAUGGACUGCUCCUUUAGUGUACCUAUUGUUUGGAUCGUUAGUGAGAUGGGCAGUUGCGCUUCAUCCUUAUUCGGGUCAAAACACACCUCCGCAAUAUGGAGAUUAUGAGGCCCAAAGACACUGGAUGGAGUUGACAAUCAACCUUCCAACGAAAGAUUGGUAUACUCAUGACCUCACCUGGUGGGGACUAGAUUAUCCACCUCUUACAGCCUUCCACAGCAGGUUGUGUGGUAGCAUAGGAUCUAUGAUAGAUUCUUCUUGGUUUGAACUGUACAGUUCACGUGGAUUAGAAUCAAUGGGCAGUAAGCUGUUUAUGCGCUCUGCUGUAUUUGUGUCAGAAAUGAUCAUCUACAUCCCAGCUGUUUUGGUAUUCUGUCAGGUCCAAUAUGGAUCCAAAGACAUCUUUCAAAAGCACAUUGGAGCUAUAUUGAUCAUUAUGCAACCUGCUUUGCUAUUGAUUGAUCAUGGUCACUUUCAAUUCAACAGUGUGAUGCUUGGCCUAACUCUGUGGGCCAUAAACGCUUUCCUGACUGGAUAUUAUGUAUGGGGUGCCAUAUUCUUUUGCUUAUCCCUGGGAUUUAAGCAGAUGGCCUUGUAUUAUUCACCUGCUGUAUUUGCCUAUCUCUUAGCACAAUGCUUCAAAAACAAACAAGGAUUGAUAUUGUUUUGUAAGCUUGGCAUUACUGUAUUAGUGACAUUUGGAAUUUUAUUCUCUCCUUGGCUUGGAUCUCUCGACAGUAUCUUGCAGGUUAUCCAUCGUGUAUUUCCUGUAGCACGAGGUUUAUUUGAAGACAAGGUGGCUAGUGUCUGGUGUACAUUGAAUAUUUUUAUUAAGAUCCGUCAACUGCUCAGCCUUGAAGCGGCAGUGAAAAUGAGUUUAGUAGCCACAUUAUUGGCAGUUGUACCUGUCAGUAUUCAGCUCUAUCUUCGUCCUUCUCCGUACAGAUUCUUGUAUGCGUUGGUGAAUUCUUCUCUUGCAUUCUUUUUGCUGUCAUUCCAGGUUCAUGAAAAGUCAAUCUUGUUACCCGCUUUACCUGUUACUUUGCUUGUCUUGGAAGAUCCAGUAGCCGUUCGUCUCUUUAUAAACACGGCAAUGUUUAGUAUGUUUCCUCUUUUGAAGCGAGAGGGACUUGAGAUACCUUAUGUUGCAACUACUCUUCUGUGGAACUAUCUCUUGGGUGACUACCCCAAGUCCACGUUAUCUACUCUUCGCAACACAAUUAAUGUUGUUUAUGCAGGGUUCAUCGGAUGGCAUUUUAUAGAUUUAACUGUCGCUCCUCCCGAGAAGCUACCUGAUUUAUUUGUGGUUCUUAAUGCAGCCAUGAGCUGUGGAUUGUUCUGUAUUCUGUUUGGAUACUUCCUGUACCGCCAAUGGACCUGUUCAACUACUACACUAUCAACUAUCAAGUCUCAUUAAGCGACCAAAAACUAUCAUAUCCUUAUUUUCUAUCUCUUUUACACAUUAACAUUCGUAUUUUUAGAAUACCGCUUCCUUAACACAUAUAUUUUAUUGUUAUUGUUGUUGUUCUUUCGUUUUCUCUCUCUCUCUCUCUCUCUCUCUCUCACAAAUACCCCACCUUACUUUUCUUCUCUCUUCUCUUUUCUUUUCUUUUCUUUUCUUUUUACGCAUUUACAUUCAACAUGACUUCUCGUCGUGUUGUAGUUACUGG
Phycomyces blakesleeanus NRRL 1555(-) is the source of this 1836-nucleotide messenger RNA. Its product is annotated as glycosyltransferase family 57 protein. The record is from RefSeq and is a predicted model, not a curated record. The transcript is spliced from 8 exons. Gene Ontology annotation, biological process: protein N-linked glycosylation. Gene Ontology annotation, molecular function: dolichyl pyrophosphate Man9GlcNAc2 alpha-1,3-glucosyltransferase activity. Bases 99 to 1583 code for a protein of 494 amino acids. NCBI's taxonomy places the organism in Eukaryota, Fungi, Mucoromycota, Mucoromycetes, Mucorales, Phycomycetaceae. Gene Ontology annotation, cellular component: endoplasmic reticulum membrane.